GCCGGGCGCCCGCCCUGGGGCUCCCAACCCCCCACCCUCCCAGCGGCGCCUCUCGCGAUAGCCGGGGACCCGGCCCGGCCCGGCCCUCCCCCGGCACUGCUUGGCGUCCGGCACUACUGCUCCGCUCGCGCACACGCGCCCGCUCCCCGCCCCGCCCCGGGGGCUGCCCCUGUGCAGGGCGCUCGUGGCCGCUCCGGGGAGGCGCUGCCAGGCGUUGGGAAUGUAAAAUCCCGUUUGCGUUUGGGGCCAAGGGUGCAAGCCCCCUUGCCGCAAGCCGCGCCGGGCGUGUGAGAGCCCCGCCGAGGGGCUCCUGCUGCGGCUGGGUUUGCAGCGCGGGGUCCGUGUGGGCAGGGCGGUGCGGCCCGGAGGAAGCCCGAUUGAAAAGACAAACAUGAAGAAGUUAAAGCUUAAAGAACUGGAAAGCCGUCUUCAACAAGUUGAUGUUUUUGAGAAUCCAAAGUUACUACUUGAACAGUAUCCAACAAGGCCACAUAUUGCAGCAUGUAUGCUGUACACAAUUCACAACACUUUUGAUGAUAUUGAAAACAAAGUGGUUGCCGAUCUAGGGUGUGGUUGCGGCGUGCUGAGCAUCGGAAGUGCAACAUUAGGAGCAGGGUUGUGUGUGGGGUUUGAUGUGGACACACAUGCCCUGGAAAUAUUUAGUAGAAAUGCUGAAGAAUUUGAGCUCACAAAUAUUGAUGUGAUUCAAUGCAACGUGUGUUCUUUACCUGACAGAAUGUCAAAAACAUUUGACACAGUAAUUAUGAAUCCUCCCUUUGGAACCAAGCACAAUAAAGGGAUGGAUAUGGUUUUUUUGAAAGUAGCUUUGCAAAUGGCAAGAACAGCUGUAUAUUCUUUACACAAAACUUCAACACGGCAACACAUUCAAAAGAAAGCAGAUGAAUGGAAAGUGAAGAUGGAAGUUCUAGCUGAACUUAGAUAUGAUUUACCAGCAUCAUACAAGUUUCAUAAGAAGAAAUCGUGACUUGUCUGAUAGUCAAGACCAAAGAGAGGAUUAAACUGCAGUCUUCCUCAAGAAUAUGAAUUUCAAGGUAUUUUUAAUUUCCAGCCCCUAACCCCCUCCCUCUUUUUUUUUUUUUCUUUGCAGGGAGGGGUGGAAGGGAAGGGAAGAAACUGGGUGCUUUGCUUCUGAUUCUCUUUUCAGAACAGCUUAGCUAUUUGUAAAAUGCCUCAGCUUCUUCUGAUGCUGUCUCCAGAAGAGGGUUUAUCUUUACUGUACAGUCUUAGCUUGAAUAAUGGCUCUAGUUUUGCCUUUAGCCUAGGGGUGGGCAAAAUGCAGCCCACAGGCCAGAUGCAGCCAGCCAGGCCAUUCUACCCAGCCCAUGGGCCUCCCAAAAAUUUAGGAAAUUAAUAUUUAUCUGCCUCUGGCUGCUGGUCAUGCAGCCCUCUAUGGCUUGCCAAAACUAAGUAAGCAGCCCUCCACCCAAAAUAAUUGCCCACCCACCCCUGCUCUAGCCCAACUCUCAUCAACUCAAAUUACUGAUCUAUGGGCACAGUGGUGGUUUAAAAUGAAGUAACUUGCUUUCUCAGAAGGCAGGAACUGAAGCUUAAAUGGUGCUGGCACUCAGCUAGAAAUAGUGAGAAUGCCAGCUACAAGUUGACACAGUUUGUGAGAUGCCAAUUCCCCUGCUUUUCAGUCAGUGUGGCCACUCUUCACUUGAGGAAAGCUGGUUUGAGUAGAGUAACUUGAGUUUAGUCCUAUGGUAAUUUGCACUAUUGGGCUUUGGCUGCUUUACAAAGCUGUGGGAGUUGCCUACUAUAUCACAUCAAUCCUAUUUUAGUUUAAUCUUUCUCUCUUUAAAUUCAGGCAUCUUUCACCAACUGUCCUCUUCAAGGACAGUUAUAUUCGUCCAAAUUGUUUCAAACUAUUUUUAGUUUCAGAAACCAGCCACUGUUCUCUAUUUACUUAAUUUUAACCCCACAUAAUAGUCCAAUACAACCUCUUCUGAUCUACAAGUCAUAUUGUUAUUGUUCUGAUGGUACUUUUGUUACCUACUAUGCACAACCCUAAAAACAUCAUCUCCCAGUCUUUCCUACUUCAUGCCACUAGGACCCAACCUUGACCUGCACCACAGUUAAAGUUAGCUAUCAUUUUUCAAAUGACAGGGGUGGACUGGUAAAUUCAGAGGUUUCAUUUUUGACUAUCAGUAGUUAGUAAAUAAAUCCAUUCAGUAUAUAAUCCCAGAGUUCAAAUACCUGAAGGACAAUAGAGAGUGCCUUUUUUCUCUGUGGUUUUAGGGGACAGGACUAGAGGCAAUGGACUUCAACUGAAGCAGAGCAGAUUUCAGAUGGAGACCAAGCAAAGCUGUCUGAGUACAAGGGUGGUGAAGUAUUAGAACAAGCUAUCUAGAGAAACUAUGGAAUCACCACCCUGGAAGUUCUCUUUAGUUUUAAAAGAUCCCCAUGAACUACAGCCCAACUCUCUUCUUCCUCUGCUCCAGCUCCUUAGCAAUAGCUACCCUACAAAAUAAUGGCUUGCCUGCACUACCUUCUAGCGCUCUGCCAGCUAAAAUAAUCUGGUCCUCUCUUCUCAGUAAAGGGGCAAGCAUCAGUAUGAGACCGACAGGCCAAAAUAUUCCAGCCUGCCCCUUGACACCUCGGUACACCGUACAACAUAUGGUCUGCCUGGGCAAUCCCAGUAGCCCACCAGAAUACUUUAUUAAGCCAAGAAGGAUUUGAGAAGUAAACCAAAGCCUUGCAUCCUUGCCAGAGGAGCAGCAGGCCAGCUUCACACCCUGGACAGCUGCAGCGCCAAUGGCAGAGACAUGGUCAGAUGCCAUUGUGACAGUGGCAAUGUUCACACAAAUUCUCCCCACACCCCAGACGGCUGCUCCGGUCAUACACCCAUUACACUAUUGUGUGGCAGUUCAUUAAUCUGUGCAGCAGCCUGCACACCUGGCCCAGUUUCACCACUUGCAAACAUGCUGAGGAUUUACUUCCAAUCCAAGCAGAUCUUUGCAGUCUUCCACUGGAAAGUGUACCUUGCUAGUGGUCCUCAGAGUCUGACCUGUGCAUCCUGAUCUUAGGCUAAACACAGGAAGAACGGAAGGUGAUGGGGCUCUGACAAGUGCCUGUACUAGCUGCAGAGGAAAGCAGCAAUGGCUGGGUCCUUGGGUCAAAGGUUGGUGAGCAUGAACUAGGUCAUUUCAGCCUACACUCUAAAAAUGCUGCCAACUACUGAUUCAGACCAGCUGUCCCAACCCUAAUGCUCAAUCUCCUGGCCCUCUCAUCUCUCAAAUAGUCCCCCUGCCCCAAUCCAUAAUCACAGACCCCUCUCCCCUAAUCUCCCUACCCUGUACCUUCCUAACACUCUCCAUUUCUUCAGACAGCAUUAAGAGAUUAUAACAUUCUGAGUGUUAACAGCUCAUAUAAGGACAGGGCACAUACGAGGAACCUCAGGAACAAGUGACCUAGUGACCUGCUUUCAAUAGACCACAUUCAACUCCACUGCUCAGAAAAGUGACUACCCUAACUCCCUUCUGGUUUGUAGAAUGCUCACUCGAAAGCUUGCUUAAUAACUAUUCUCCAACCAUUUGGGUUGGUCUAAUAAAAGAUAUCAAAUUCACCCAAGGAA
Molecule: messenger RNA, 3595 nt
Organism: Alligator mississippiensis (American alligator)
Lineage: Eukaryota; Metazoa; Chordata; Crocodylia; Alligatoridae
Gene: METTL5
Product: methyltransferase 5, N6-adenosine
Exons: 8
Coding region: 392-985 (197 amino acids)
Biological process (GO): rRNA methylation
Molecular function (GO): nucleic acid binding; rRNA (adenine-N6-)-methyltransferase activity
Source: RefSeq, a predicted model, not a curated record